This is a messenger RNA of Glarea lozoyensis ATCC 20868, 222 nucleotides long. RefSeq lists its product as uncharacterized. The transcript is spliced from 2 exons. NCBI's taxonomy places the organism in Eukaryota, Fungi, Ascomycota, Leotiomycetes, Helotiales, Helotiaceae. The coding region runs from base 1 to 222 and encodes 73 amino acids. The record is from RefSeq and is a predicted model, not a curated record.
AUGCCACCCAACAAACCCCACAACUCCUCCCACAAGUCCUCCUCCAAGAAAUCCAAAUCCUCUACCUCGUCAUCCAAACAAACCUCAACGGGCCUCACGAAAGAACAGCUAGAAGCAUAUAAUCAAAGUCAAAACUACUAUUCAGCUCGAGAUCGUUAUGAGAAUCAGGACAGACAAGAGGACCCUUGGGCUGGUUUUUAUACAGGUGGAGGGCAGAAGUGA